UCUCAGAAGAAGACAAUGUCCUUCUGCAGGAUAACAGGUAAAAGUCGGGGUCUCCCUAGACCAAAUUACUUUCCGCUUUUACCACCUAUAAGUCCAGCAGACGCGAAACGAUUCUGCCGCAUCACUGGCAAAUCCUACGGCUUGCCGACUCAUCAUUACAUUCCGGUGCUAUUGGGCGCGUAUCCUCACGACAAGUCAAAAUGUAAAAUCACGAACGCGUCAGGUCUCGGCCCGCAUCAUUACACUGCCGGUUUGAUUGUUGGCGAAAAGAAGAAGCAUGUGAUGCUCAAGGACUAUCGCUACGUCUUCCCAAUUUUGGAGGGAGAGAGUGAGCAACAACGUGCACUGAGAGAGCUUCUAAAAAUGAAGCAAACCCCGAUUGAAGAAGCAGAGAAGUUCGUGUACACGGUAGAGGAGCGAAGAUGCAGCCUUGUGUUUCCGGCGAAGUUGGAAGCUGCCGUUAGGGACGGAGACGUCAAAGAUGUAAUGCUCUCGAGAGAUUGUGAUACUGUUUUGUUAAGACUGAAGCAAGGAAAAAACGUGUCUGUGGAUUUUAAAAACUUAGAGGAUUUCGAAAAUCUUUAUGACGGCAUGGGACCACGAGAAGAGGUGCUGAAGGAACGAGAAAAGUUGGAAAUGGAAGCUAGAAAACGAAAAAGGAAGAAACAGACUGUACUGAAUUAUGCAAAGAAAUUCUUUGAGGAGAAGGAGAGAGCAGCUGACGAGGAAGAACUCCAACGUACCAAGCAGCUUAAAUUGCGAAGCAUCAAAGAAGAGAUUAAGGAAGAAAUGGCAGAAAACUGGAAGCACGUGAAUAUAGAACAAGCGAGACUGACGUCUUUUGAUGUCGUGAAUGUAUCGAGUGCCUUCAAAGAUGCAACGGAAUCCGUUUCCAACAUAUUAGACUGGAACUCUCUACAGAAUAACUCGAAGAAAUCAUCUGGUGUUCCGAUGAUCGAAAAAAUACCAAUACCCAUAAUGGCUAAGCCAGAAAUUAUAGAUCAAGAACCAAUCUUAUACACCAGUCCUAUACCUGAGUUUGUAGGUGGUUUGGAAGCCAUAGCAAUCGUAAAACCGCUGACACCUUUAAUCGCAAAACCGGACAUUACGUUGCAAAGUGCAAUUCAAAAUAUUCCACAGGAUGAUCUUGAAGGGAGCGCGAAUGUAACGGAAAAGCUUUUACAGGCUGGAGAACAAGCGUUAGAAUGUCUGCCUAAGAUAGAAGAAAUACCCGAACUAGUGCAAAAUCUGCCCACUGGCAAAAAGCUCACGAUGCAUAAUGUUAAGGGUCUCAAACUGGAUAUCAAAUCGGCGGAAAGAUUUGUCUCUGGUCAAACGGUGCAUACACCUUCCGGCACUAUUUUCGUGCCUGGUCAAACCUUGCAGACGCCUCAAGGUCCCACCUUUAUUCCUGGAUUAACUCUUAAUACGCCUGAUGGUCCUCUUUUGGUUCCUGGACAGAUCGUGACUGUGAAUGAGUCAGAGGGAGCGAGGACGUCAGUGUUUGUCGCAGGGCAGAGCUUAACGACAGAACAAGGCGAGCGUUUCGUGCAAGGCCAGACAUUCCACACAAGCGAGGGAAGUAAGUUUGUUGAAGGUCAGACCGUUCUGACGGAGGAGGGUCCAAAAUUUGUAGCUGGUCAAAUAGUAGCAAAUGAUACUUUCGUCGCUGGUCAAACCGUGAUUACUUCGGAUGGCGUACGUUUUAUGGCAGGCCAAACCGUUACGGAUUAUGGUGGCGAGUCAGUUUUUGUGCCAGGACAAAAUGUGCAGAUUAAUGGAAGAUACGAAUUUGUUCCUGGCCAAUGCGUCGAAUCACCGAACAACGAAUCCAAGUUUAUUCCUGGACAGACAUUGUUAACAGCCGAAGGUCCUAAAUUUGUUCCAGGUCAAUACGUGACUACGAAAUCGGGCGAGAAACAUUUUGUCCCUGGUGUUGCCAGAGAAACGAAAGAUAUUUUAACAUUCGUAUCGGGGAUGACGCUGGAUACUCCGAAAGGCCAGAAAUUUGUUGAGGGGCAGGUGUUAAAGACUCCAGAAGGUGUGGUGUUUUGUCCAGGACGAACUAUUAUCACCGAGAAAGGCUUCGAAUUUAUCGCAGCGAGCAAGUUUGAUGAAGUAAUUUUCCAAGACGCCGGUCCUGUCGGUAUACCUAUGGAUUCAAAGACUGCGAGUGCAGUAUCAACUUUCCAGCAGCGUGAGGUUUUUGGUCACAUGGUACAGACAGAGAAAGGUAUCGAGUUCUUCCCGGAGAACGCGAGAAAUCUGCCGGAAGGCAGAAAAAUUGUGCCCGGGCAAUUGGUCACCGGUGACAAGGAUGGACCACGUUUUGUACCGGGUGUCAUGACAGAGGAUGGCUUCUUACCAGGUCAGAUAGUUACAACAGAAAAGGGCGAGGAGUUCGUGCCUGGUCAAGUAAUUGAUACUAGCAGUGGACCGAAAUUUGUACCUGGCCAGAUAGUGGAGACCCGAACCGGUCCCAAGUUUGUGCCCGGUCAAACGAUAGAUAUGCCGGAUGGACCACGUUUCGUUCCAGGUCAGAUCGUCGAUACCAAAGUAGGGCCGACGUUUAUUCCCGGUCAGGUAAUCUACACUGAGGAAGAGGGAUCUAGAUUUGUACCGGGACAAGUCGUGGACACGCCAGAUGGGCCCAGAUUUGUACCUGGUCGCGUGGUGGAAGCAGGCGAAAUGGGUGUGACUUUCGUACCGGGUCAAAUCGUGCAGACGGAAGAAGGGCCUUGUUUCGUCGCCCCGGAUCUCAUUGAUACGCCUGAGGGUGAGCUGGAGUUCUCUGUACAGGGGUUCGAGGUUACUCCUGAAGAGCUGCGACUGCUGCGGCCGCAGCAUCUGCACUACAAUCCACGUUUUCGCCAUCGUGGUGAGACCAGCAUAGAUGCUAAAAUGUUACACGAGCUAUCCGAGGCGGGAUUAUCUGUGGGGCGAAAAGUUGCGACGAAUUUACCGACGGUGGACGUGAAUGUGGAUCCGAAGGCGAUGGCUUUAGAGCAAGCCCUCGCCGUGAUAACAAAGUUAGGUCUGCAAGGUGGUACGGCUGUGAAAUUGGCGCAAGUCAUGUCGACAAUUGCGCAAUUAGCGAAAAAUAUUGUCCUGCAGCAGCAACAACAACAACAAAAUUCGGACACUGCAAAUGCAAUAACGUUAACAAAUGGUAAUCGAUCGCCCAUUAUUGAAACUGAAGAAAUAGAAGAAAGAAUAAACGAUGAGAAUAACGUCGAGUCACUGCAGAGUAUAAUAAGAGCAGCGAUUGCAGCAGCUGCCCUGAUUAUAUCGGAUGAUCAACAAAUAACAUUAAAUAAUUGCAACUCUCAAGAUUUCAUCUUUUCUUCCAUUGGUGAAUCGUUUAACAUGUUGUUGCGUCAAAACGAUCAAAAUAUCGAUCAAUCAGUGAAUGAAAUUCUAAAAAUUCUCUUAAUUUCGCAAAAUCGCAGUUAUCUUUGCCAAAGUGUACUAUCGGAAUUGUUAAACGUUAAAAAAAAUAAAGUGAAUAUUCUCAAAUCGACCGUGAAUUCAGGCCAACCGUUGCGGAGAGAUGCUGUACUCGACAAACUAUCGAUGGUUCUUGAAGAGGAACACAGUACGAAUUUAAUUGGACCGGCCUUUCGAACUAUCUCGAAGAACGAUCCGGAGCUAGUGUCACUUGUUUUGGAAAACGUGUCGCGACACGUGGCGGACGUGGCGACUGAGAAGGAAGCUGCGGAAACUGUUCAUAAGGCGAUCGUUCAGGCGGUCCGAGAAUCUAGCAAAAUUCGCGUAACGGAGCUAUUGAAUACCGAAGGGCCGGACGUUCGCGAGAUGCUGCUUCAAGCUGUAGGUUUAGCACGAGCUCUGGGGAUGUCUGAUACAGCGAACAGCUUGUUGUCGGUGAUCAACGACGAGAAAUCUACCCAGGCUCUGGCAAACGACCGGGUAACCAUGGACGUAUUGAAGAGGCUAGCAAUCAUGAGGAAACUCGCGGAGGAACGACCACCUUUUAUGAAUGCUCUUGGACAGCUAUGCAGCGAUCCGGAACUGGCUAAAACGGAUCCGCGAUUACGAACUCUUGUAAGAGAAAGUGCCGCACUGAUGAUAGUACCUGAAGAGACUCCGUUAGUAUCCUCAGCCGACGUUCCAACUGCGUUGUUACGCGCUGACAACAGCCUGGCAAUGGAAGAAUUCUUAUUGAAAAGAAGUCAUAAGCGGUCAGCUAUUUUUAUGAUUUUGAAACAGGGUAUGCAAGCAGUCGUACCUAGAGAAGCUUCCAGAUCGGUGUUAACCGGUGAAGUCGCCUAUACUGUUCUUGAUGAAGAUGGUAUACAUCAUUUCGAACCGUUGCACGUAUUUUCGGCGCUCAGGCUGAAUCGUCCAACCGCUCAUCGAUUCUCCAUGUAUUGUUGCCCUGUAGCAAAAGAGGUGGAUAUUGACGGUGGCGAGAUGAUGUCCACCACUUUCACCGGCACGACAUCGAUUGCAAGCAGCCUGAAUGGCUCUGCCAAUGAUAAUUCCAAUAAACAAGAAAAUAAUGGUACUGCAACUCUAUCAAAAUCUGAACAAUCAGCUGCUUUUUAUUCAGUCAGCAGACAGAACACGCCAAGUUUGAAGAAAUUGAACGAUGCUCGGCAAUGGAGCAGCUUCGAGCGGGGAUCUUCGGAAAAUUAUGUCAUUGUAAAGGACUAUAUAGCAGACACAGAUGGAUUCACCGUGAACGUUGGCGACAUCGUCGAGGCCGUCGAUCAUGACGAUUCGGCAAAGAAAGCGAGAAUUGAUCCCGAUCUGGAGAUCGAAGUUGGCGAUAUCUUGGACAAUUCGGCCGCCAAACACAAGCUUUCGAUUCGACCACGUCGAAAUCAUACAGAUCCGCGUGCUCGAAGCAGUCCGAGCGUCGAUUCAGAUUCAAGUCUUCAAAGGGUAUACGUUCGUACAUCCGACGGAAGGCAGGGAUGGUUACCUUCAUCUAUUUUAAUGCAAACAGCGCUUAGCGAAGAGACUUCAUCAAUGAGUCGGCCAGAAGAUUCUCAUUAUCGACGAGAAGCUGUCGUGAAAGAGUUAAUCGAAACUGAGGAAGAAUUCGGCAAGGAUAUUCAACUUGUCGUUGAACGUUAUUUGAAGCCUCUCGACAAUCCUAGCGUUCCACGAGCUAUACGAGACAAUAAAGAAAUUAUCUUCACUAAUUUGAAGCAAAUAGCUGAUUUUCAUAACACGGUGUUGAUCGAGGGUGUCAAGUACUAUGCGGAUCAACCACGUAUGCUUGGCAAAACUUUCUUAAGACUGGAGAGAGACUUUGACAAGCACGUAGCGUAUUGCAGAGACGAGCCCGCUGCUCAAGAAUUUCUUCAGACAAACGACGAAGUACGCGAAUAUUUCGAGGAGUUGAGUCAGACUCUGAGUGACGACAAGAGUAUAUCAGAACAUUUGAAGCUCCCGAUACAACGCAUAAACGACUACCAGCUCCUAUUAAAGGAACUGGUGAAGUAUUCGACCCGAUUAGGUGAAAACUGCGACGAUCUACAAAAGGCGCUAGAAUUGAUGCUAGGAAUUCCUCAUAGAGCAAUUGAUAAUAAAUUCAUAAGUAAUAUCGAAGGAUACAAAGGGAAUAUUCACAAACUUGGUAGAUUACUCACACAUGAAUGGUACACAGUUAUUGAUAAAGAAGGAAAGAGCAAAGAAAGAUACUUAUUCCUAUUCAAAGCACGAAUUCUCAUUUGUAAAGUCAGACGAAUAUCGGAGGAUAGAUCAGUUUUUAUCUUAAAGGAAAUUAUUCGAUUACCGGAAGUAGAAGUGAAGGAUCAUCCCGAUAAUAUACGAUCUUUUGAAUUACAUAAUCCAACUGUAUCCAAUUACCCCAUCACUUUAAUAGCUCAUAAAGACCCCGUGAAGGCUUACUGGCUCAAAGAAAUCCGUCAAUACGCCAGUGAUUUGGUCGCUCUCGCCGAACAUGCAGCGGAUGAUCUUCAAGUAACCGAAGAAGUACCAGAAGGCAAGGAAGAACUCAGGAGCGACGAAAAACCGGUAUUGGUGAAAAUCGAACCAUCUCAAGUGAAUCCAGGAUUGCUUAAAGCUCAGAGUAAUCCAACGAAGAUAGAAGGAAAUCCGGGUCCACCAAAAGUAGACGCGACUAAAGAAUCCACGGAAGUUGUGCAGAAGAGAAAGGAGUCCGUGAACACGACCGACACAUCGGAAAUAAAGAAGGCUAAGAUUGAAGAGCAAGCAGACAUGUCUCGAAGAUAUUCCGCUAGUCGAUACAGCGCCUCUUCAAAGGUCGUGGAAGAGUAUUCAUCGAUAUCAAGCAGUCGUAAUGGCGCGUCCUCGUACAUGGAAUCGGCGGCAUCCGCCAUGGAGACGAGAAUGUCCUCAUCGCAAGGAGUGGGUCAGAUAUCGGAAACCAUGACUUCCUACGAGACUGCGAUUGCUGGUGGUAGAACAACGGAUUCGAAUGUCGAAAGCAGAACUGCCAAAAUCACUCUUGACACUGAUGUUAAUAAACCGGUGUUUAUCAAGACAAUAGAAGGAUGCAAUGUAGAACCCGGAGAAGUUGCCACUUUUGAGUGCACGAUGUUAACUAGCGAUCCGACCGUAAGGAUACAAUGGUUGAAGGAUAACAAACCGAUGGAGGACAAGUUAGCUGAUCGCGUUACUACUACACUGACUGACAAUAUAUGCAAGCUUGAGAUUCAGAACGUUCACGAAUCAGAUUCCGGCAUAUACAUAGCACGUGCUCUGAAUGCAAACGGUGAAGCAACAUGUACUGCUCAAUUAGUGGUUCAACAAUUGAGUCCGGAAGAGAAAAAGGCAAGAGCAGAAGCAAACUCUCCUAUAUUCUUGGUACGCCUAAAGGAUACCGAACUCCUUGAGAAUACCUACCUACGUUUUAUGAUUAAAGUUAAAGGGGAUCCUAAUCCAGAAAUAAAAUUCUUCAAGGACAGUAUCUUGAUUAACGCGAAGCAUGAACGUGUGAAGAUUAUUCGAGACAACGCCGAAAAGGGUUUUUAUGAAUUAGUGAUUGCUGAUGUUCAGAAGCAGGAUGCUGGAAAGUAUUCAUGCACAGCUAUGAAUCGCUAUGGCGAAGCCACGUGCGAAGCGGUGGUGACAGUGACAGAUGAAAAGCCACUUUUUCAAGGGCUUCCCGAAGGUCUGCUUGAGCUUGGAACCGAGCCUCGAUUUAUUUGGACGCGUGAUGGACAGGCGUUUGAUCCUGAGGAGAGAUUUAAAGUUCUCUUUAAAGAUAACGAAGACACUCUGGCAUUGGUGUUCCAACAUGUGAAACCCGAGGACGCCGGUCUUUACACGUGCGUAGCGCAAACCAGUACAGGUAAUAUUAGCUGCAGUGCGGAGCUGACAGUGCAGGGUGCUGUGAAUCAAUUAUUGAAAGAUCCAGAAAAACCAAAACUUCAGACAGAUUCAAAGCAAUCCGAGGUGAGCGCUGGUGGUUCUGCAAUGUUGGAUCUGCAGGUAAAAGGAUAUCCCAAGCCGGACAUCAAAUGGACCAAGGAUGGUCAGGAGAUCAUAGCUGGUGGUAGAAUCAAGUAUCUUUGGGAAGAUGAGGAAUCCUUAUCAUUGGUGAUUAAACAAGUUACUGCUAAAGACGCCGGAGUUUAUACCAUCAAGGCAAAGAACGAUCUCGGAGAAGACAGUACACAGAUCGAACUGAUUGUGAAAUCUGCACCAAAGAUCACGAAGAAACAGUCUGACAUGAUGAUUAUGAUUGAGGAGACAGGCACAAUGACUGUGCAAGUGGAGGCUACUCCGGCACCGGAAGUAACUUGGUACAAGGACGGUCAGUUGAUUGAAGAGAGCAAUCGUAUUAAGAUCAUUAAGGAGAACAGCGACACAUACAAGCUUGUAAUAAAAAAUGCCAAAUUGACUGAUGCUGGUUCAUAUUCGAUUGUUGCACGAAAUGAAAUCAAUCAGACAACUGAGAUCUGGAAGGUCGGUAUCAGAUGCCCGCCAAAAAUUAAGAAAGGACUGGGCGAGCCACGAGUAAUUAACGAAGGCGACACAUUGAAUCUCUUGAUUGAGGUAGAGUCUGAUGGAGAACCAACAAUCAACUGGUACAAAGAUGGACAGCUGUUGACCGCGAGCGAUCGCGUGAAGAUGACGAAAAAUGGAAACAAUUAUAUACUUACAGUCAGUAGUGCAAAAGUAGAAGAUGCAGCGAUUUAUAAAGCCGAAGUGGUGAAUAAGCAUGGAACAAUUUCGGACGAGACGAGAAUCAGGGUACGCGGUAUACCGAGGUUCAAGACGAAAUUGUGCGACAUCAGUGCAAACGAAGGAGAGUUAAACAUCGAAUUUGUGGUUGAAGUUGAAGGCUUUCCGAAGCCAAGUGUGCAUUGGUUUCUGGGCGAUGUUGAAAUCACAGAGAAGCGCACAGAGUAUACUCGUGUAGAAGAAGGUGACAAUUACAAGCUCAUUAUUAAAGAAGUGAAAACCGAGUUGAAGGGUCAUUAUACUUGUAAGGUGCAGAAUGAAUAUGGCGAAAACUCGAGUAGUUCCAACUUGACAGUAAAUACUCGGCCAAAGCUUUUGAAGAAAUUAGCAGAUCAAAGGUUAAAAGAAGGUGAAACGCUGAAGUUGACAUUUGAAGUGUCCGGCACGCCGGAUCCGGAAGUCAAAUGGUACAAGGAUGGCGAGGAAGUGACGGCAGAUGCCAGAAUUAAAAUCACUAGAGACAGUCAACGAAGUGAGAGCUAUGAUUUAACGGUGACGUUGCUAAAGGGUAGCGAUGGCGGCUUGUACGAGGUUCGGGCAGAAAACGAGUUGGGUUACGUUACCAGCAAGAGUAAAGUCAUCGUGUUGACUGAAACGGAAGAUAAGAAGAUAAAAUCGCCGAAAGAAAAAGCCGAGGAGGUGAAGAUGGAAGAAACCCAGACGAAAAAAUUGAUAAAAUUGCCACAGGAAGAGACUUUGUACGCCGAAAAGUCGGAAUCAGAAGGUCGUGUCAAACCGGGAAAACAAAACAUCCAAGUAAUUCAAGGGGACAAUGAAACAAUCACGAUCUCUGUGGCCUCCACGACAUCACAUGAAGCUAUACUUACAGGUCCUGGUGAAAGUCACACAAUCAGCAAGAUGACGGCAACCAAAGUCGAAUGUCGGGAAUUCGGUGUUAAUUCAGGACCUCGCGUUGAAGAAAUCGCUUCUUAUGCUUACAUACAAGAAGAGAAUUCUAAACCACAAAACGGUGUACUGAUCGAAGAAUUCUCCGAAACUGAAGAGAAGAAACCAAAUUUAGGUGUUACUCAAGGCGUUACAAUUGUCUCUGUUUCCGACGACGAAUCGACUUUGAAAGCACUAUCACGAGACGUCAGCACGGAGGACGUCCAAUCAACUGAUCAACUCCCGGAGGAUCAGAAAACAAUGGAUGGUAUUCUUGAUGAGCUUUCCUUUAGUGGAAGGCUAGAAGGACAGAAAACUUUGGAGGAUAUUAAAUCACAUAGAAUCUCCAGGAUCACCGAAACCAUCGCUGAGGAGCGAUCCUUGGAAGAACCGUUAUCGGCGACAUUAUCGAAUCAAAUUUUGAAGCGAGAAAGUCUUGAUAUGAAGACAGUAAACUUGCUCAGUCAAAAUUCUAUAAUUAGUGAUAUAAGUCCGGUGAAAAAGGUCACGGAGAAAACUUUAGAUCAACCAAACUCAGCUGUCGAAUUAUCGAAAGAAACUGUAAAGCUCGAGAAAACAGAAGCUUCGUUGAUGUCAAGUGAAACGCUAUUGAGACAGAAAGCACAGCUUGAUGAUGAUGAUGAUGGCGAGGAAAUCGAUAAGGAGAUGAAGGACCUUUUGGCUCGAGUUAAACGGCAACGUAGCGUAUUAGAUGAAAUUCUCGAUAAAGAAUCAGGCAAAGAGUCAGCUCCGCCUCACGUCGUGAGCACAAAUCUCACCGAUAAAAUGAUCUUCGAGACACAGAACACGAAAUUCGAAGUGAAGGCCACUGGUUUACCAAGACCAGACGUAAAAUGGCUUAAAGAUGGUAAGGCUCUUCGAUCCGGGGAACGGGUGAGAAUCACGACUUCCGGGGAAUCAUACGAGAUGGAUCUCAGUAAGGCCACUCUCGAAGACGAAGGUCUUUACUCGUGCGUUUUGACCAAUAAAUUGGGCGAAGAAGUCGUAGAUGGUUAUUUGACUAUCGGAACUGUCGACGAGCUCCGGAAACCGAGAUUUACCGAACCUCUCAGCGAUGUCGAUGUUGCCUUUGAGACUAACGGCGAAUUUAAAGCUGUCUUUACAGCCGAUCCGAUCCCGGAUGUUACAUGGUACUACAAAGGCAACGAAAUUCCGCCUGAUGAUUCUAGAAUUAAGGGGACUAUUACUAACGGACCGGCAGCGGAUAAAUUGACAGAAAGUAAAGUCACAUUGAAAAUACCAAAAUGUACUAAAGAAGAUACUGGAGAAUAUACUUUGAAAUUAAAGAAUAAAUGGGGGGAAGCUGAAAGUAGCGCAUUCUUGAGUCUUUUAUUGAAACCGGAAAUUGACAGCUUUAGAGAUCAUACUGAAUCAGUUGACGAGCGAGUUGAAUGGCAAGCUGUUAUCAAAGGAAAUCCGAAACCCGAUAUUAAAUGGAUGAAAAACGAUAUAGAGCUGCAGAAAGACGAACGGUAUGACAUGGAAGAAGAUAAGAGAAAUUGCAAAUAUAAACUCAUCAUUAAGAAGCUCAGUCUAGAAGAUAAAGGCAUCUAUACUGUUGUGGCAAAGAAUUAUUUAGGUGAAGCAAGUGCUCAAGCUACUCUCACACCUCACACUGAAGCUCCAGUCUUCUUGAAGAAUUUGUCGAAAAUGCAAUGUAGCGAUCGUGAGGACGUUGAAUUGAAGAUACGCGCAACUGGCAUUCCGAGGCCUAGUGUAGAAUGGUUGAAGAACGGUGAGAUUAUCAAGGAAGAAAGAUAUCAGGUGACGACUCACGUGGACGGCAUAGUGGACAGUAAUCUUUCCAUCAAAACCUUCUGUGCAAAAGAUAUCGGUACAAUAACAUGUAAAGCGAGUAAUGUCGCUGGAAGCGUGCAAACCAACUGCGACUUAUCCAUGACAUUGACCGUUCCUUCGUUUGGUAAGGCAUUACCAAGAUCGGCGGAAGUUGACGAGGGCGAGCCUCUAGAGCUGAAGGCCAAGGUAGAUGGUAGUCCGAUACCCAACAUCGCUUGGUUCAAGGACGGCGAAAAAAUCACGCCAGAUGAUCAUGUGAAGAUCAGUAUGUUGCCGGACGGUACUACAAAGCUUACGAUUGAUGUGGUAAAGCCUACCGAUUGUGGUGCCUACAAGCUUGUGGUUACAAAUUCCAGCGGUGAGAAUUCUUCGCUUUGCGCCGUCGCUGUCACGCCUGAACGAAGGAGACCAUUGUUCACGAAGCCAUUGGAAGAUGUAAAAGCGGUAGUUGGGCAACCAUUGAAAUUGGAAGCUCAAAUCCUAGCAUUUCCAAAUCCGCAGGUGCAAUGGUUCAAAGAUGGAAUACCAUUAAGACAUACAAAGGAAAUGUAUUUUACGAACGAGCCAAACGGUCUUAUUGGAUUGAAAAUGGAUUAUGUACGUCCAGAAGACGCAGGAACUUACUCGGUGACUGUAUCCAAUGCACUCGGUGAAAUCACGGGUACGGCUAAGGUAGAAGUGGAGGAACGAGAGAAGAGACCAGAAUUUGUCGCGAGUCUUCAACCACAAACCGUUGUCGAAGGUUUCCCAGUAAAGAUGGAAGUGAAGACUAUAGGAAAACCAACGCCCGAACUCAAAUGGCUACGAAAUGAUGAAGAAAUUAUUCCAGACAAUAAACACGUAAAGAUUGUCAAUCAACCAGAUGGUAGUCAAGCUCUGAUACUCGAUAAAGCAAUGCCAGAAGACAUCGGCGUGUAUCAGGUAGUAGCUGGCAACACGGAAGGCACUGCGUCCUGCAAAGCUAAGCUGGACGUUGCUGGCAAGGUGAGACCAGACACACCGGAAGAAAAGCCGGCAUUUAUCAGUCCCAUGCGCGAUGUAUCCGUCGAGGAGGGUCAGCCAUUAACGCUAGAUGUAUCAUUUGUCGGCAAUCCAAUCCCCAAUGUGAAUUGGACGAAAGAUGGUGAAUCGAUUGAGCCAUCAGAACGUGUAACGACUAGCUGCGAUGGGAAGAAGGUCGGUCUACAAAUUGAUCCGUGCAAGCCCAAAGACGCAGGCAUCUAUGGCUGUCAACUAAGCAAUCCAUUGGGUGAAGAUACCAUCAGCGCAAAUGCCAUCGUUCGCAAAGUGUAUCAAUCGCCAACCUUCACACAAAAGUUUACGGACUUACAGCAGCUGCCCACGUUUGACGCCAAGUUCCCGGCCCGCGUAACUGGCAUACCACAACCGGAAGUGACCUGGUAUUUUAAUGACGAACCAAUUUUAAAAGACAACGACAAAUACAAAAUGAAACGCGAUGGUGAUGCCUGCUGUCUGUAUGUGAAGGAUUGUGCAUACGAUGAUUCAGGACGAUACAGAUGUAAAGCAGUUAACAAGGGUGGUGAGGCGGAAUGCGCAGCAAAUCUAGCUAUAGUCGAUAAAAUCCAAAAAAUGCAGAAAGUUGAGCCACCGACAUUCCUGAAGAGAAUCGGCGAUUGUGAAAUCUACAGAGGUAUGCCGGCCAAAUUCACCGCGUGCGUCACGGGAUAUCCGGAACCUGACUUCGAGUGGUAUCGCAAUGGUGACCGGAUUUGGCCUACUGAUCGCAUUAGAAUGGACCAGGAGGGUAGUUUGUUGCGGCUCAUGAUAGUUAACGUGGACGAGCUGGAUGCCGGAAAAUACGUGCUGAAGAUAUCAAAUCCUCAUGGUGAAGAUUCGUGUAGCGCCGAGAUGAUUUACGAGUCUUUGGAACCACGAGCAAAGAAACCUCUUGCCGAUCAGUAUGCGGAUUACGAUAAAUACCAGAAGUCCGGCAUUCCGUUGCCCCUGGCAGACCGUCCAAUCAUUAGCCGCAUGAUGGAUCGACAUCUCACUCUUUCAUGGAAGCCAUCCAUCCCGAUCGGGCCGCGAGUACCUGUCACUUAUUUGGUGGAAAUGUGUGAACUCCCAGAUGGCGAUUGGUUUACCGCUCGCAGUGGUAUUCGCAGCUGCGUUUGCGAUAUUCGCAAUCUCGAACCGUUCCGCGAUUACAAGUUCCGCAUUCGCGUGGAGAACAAAUACGGCAUAAGCGAUCCAUCGCCGUUUGCGCAAACAUAUCGCGCUAAACUGGAACCAGAACCGCCCAAGUUCUUCCCAUAUUUACCUCCUGGUAUCGACUUCCGUCCGGAGACUAGUCCUUACUUCCCGAAAGAUUUUGACAUCGAGCGACCUCCACAUGAUGGUUAUGCACAAGCACCGAGAUUUUUGCGUCAGGAAUACGACACUCAGUAUGGUGUAAAAAAUCACAACUGCAAUCUCUUUUGGUUUGUCUAUGGCUAUCCCAAGCCAAAAAUGACCUAUUACUUUAACGAUCAACUGAUUGAAUCGGGCGGUCGAUACGAUCAGAGUUACACUAGAAAUGGCCAGGCGACGCUAUUCAUUAAUAGAAUGCUUGAGAGAGACGAGGGCAUUUAUGAGGCCGUCGCUACAAAUGAACAUGGUGAGGCCAGGCAAAAAGUUAUUUUAAAAAUCGCUGAGUAUCCCACAUUUAUCGAAAGACCCGAAGAGACUAUUGUGAUGAUGAGAAGAACCGGCCAAUUGACUGCUCGCAUAACUGGCGUGCCUUAUCCAGAGCUUAAGUGGUACAAGGACUGGAAACCUAUAGCUUCAUCUUCCAGAAUCAGAGUUCAGUAUACCGAACCCGACAUUACAACUCUCAUUGUCAAUGAUGCCAUUGUGAAGGAUGAAGGCCUUUACUCGAUCAGUGCGGGUAAUGUGGCCGGCUCGAUAUCCUGCUCGGUGAUGUUGCACGUGGAGGAGAGCGAGCAUGAAUAUGGAUAUAGAACAUAUAGGAAGAAGAUGGAUGUGAAAUUACGCGAUAGGCCAUUUGACGAUUUGUAUGAUCUGGGUGACGAGCUGGGUCGCGGUACUCAGGGUGUGACUUAUCAUGCAGUUGAACGGAGUACUGGAAGAAAUUAUGCUUCUAAGAUUAUGCACGGACGGGGUGAUCUCAAACCAUUCAUGUAUAAUGAAAUGGAAGCAAUGAACAACCUUCAUCAUCAUAAAUUAUUACGAUUGCACGAUGCCUUUGAAACGGACAAUUCGGUUACGUUGGUCAUGGAGUUAGCGGCCGGUGGCGAAUUAGUGGACAAUCUAACAAGACAAGAACAUUAUACUGAAAUAGAUAUCGCUCGUUACAUACGUCAAUUAUUAUGGGGAUUGGAAUAUAUGCACGGAAAUCAUUACGCACAUCUUGGUCUGACGCUCGGUGAUCUACUAGUUUCCCACGCUGGAGGAGAUGAUUUGAAAAUCGGAGAUUUCGGACUAGCUCGCAGAAUUUCGCAAUCAAAACUAAUGACCUUGGCGUACGGUAUGCCAGAAUACAUUGCACCGGAAGUAACUAAUAAUGAAGGCGUUAGUUAUGGCGCAGACAUGUGGUCUGUUGGCAUAAUUACUUACAUUUUACUAUCGGGUAUUUCGCCGUUUAGAGGUGCAAACGAUAGAGAGACGCUAAAGAAGAUUAGAGAAGGCAAAUGGGAUUUCGAUGAUCGAUGGAAAAAUAUCUCGAAUGAAGCACAAGAUUUUAUUCGUAGCUUAUUGGUAUACAAUAUUGAUAAAAGAAUGGAUGUUAGUGCUGCUUUGGCUCAUCCAUGGUUUAAUUACAUUGAUAGUUCGCCACUAGAACCCUACAGGAUACCUUCCGAAAAUUUGAAAAAUUAUUAUAAACUUUAUCGCGAUUGGUACAGCAACGCUUCAUGCCGCACGUGGUAUCGUAGAAGAAAAUUGGAGACAGCAUUUGACGAUCCUUCGCGAAUGGUAUAUCCACCCGGACAUAAGUUCACACCCGAACCUGACAAGAGUCACAGCCCGAAGAAACGUUCGCCUAGGACAUGGGAAAAUCAAAUACCAUCCAGAGAACCAAUUGACACAGAAAUCGGAAUAAUUCAGAGUGAAAGCCACUAUCAGAACGGCCCGGAUACAUAUCUUCUUCAGUUGAGAGAUACCGAUUUUCCAGUACGACUACGUGAAUAUAUGAAAGUUGCGUGCAAUCGUAGCCCUGGUUUCUCGCGUUCUAUUACUGAAGACAACGGCUUUGAUUGGAGGGCACCCAUUAUACGAGAACGUCGACGAUUCACGGAUGUUAUGGAUGAGGAAAUCGACGAUGAAAGAAGAGCACGCAUCAAUCGAUACGGAUCGGCGGACACAUUUACGCUUAGACGUUUAAAAAAUGAACUAGGUACUCGGUUAGACAGUUAUGCUGAAGCUGAGGCGAUGAUCGAAUCGAAGAAGGAUGGUCAACCUCCGUUCUUCCGCGAGAAGCCGCAGAUUUGCCCGAUCGAAGAGAGAAAGCCGGCGCAUCUCACUUGUUUAGCUGUAGGGAAUCCGAAACCAUUGGUACAAUGGUUUAAAAACGAUAUGGUCAUACAAGAGAACAAUAGGAUCAAAGUGAUAGAGGACUCUGACGGGAGAUCUAUACUUAGUUUUAAUCCUACAAAAGAGCAUGAUAUCGGAAUAUAUAAAGUCGUGGCAAGGAACCCGGUAGGACAAACGAUCGUCAGAACCAGGGUAUUACAGGCAACAGUUUCUUGCGGUCCGGAUUCUCCAGAGGCUACCGAUGUUUCGGAUACCGAAGUGCUUCUACGAUGGAAGCAACCAAAGUACGAUGGUAAUUCGCCUGUGCUAUGCUAUAAUUUACAGUAUAAGGAAGGUGAUUCAAUCGCAUGGAUAGAUGUUGCCUUCAACAUCGACCACGAAUUCUAUCUGGUGCGCGACUUAAAGCAAGACACAAGUUACAACUUCCGUCUGGCAGCGCGUAACCGUAUUGGUUGGAGCGAAAAGGGCAUUCAGUCGAAGUUAAUCAAGACGCGACCGCCAGGCUGCCCGAAGGUACAGAUCACACGGGCGAUGAGACACCUUCAAGAGCUAACUGAAGCCGGCCAAGAGAUUGUCCUGGAAGAGGAUAAACCACACAUCGAUUACUCCAUAGAGAAGAAUCCGAUUGAAUGGUUGGUGGAACCGCAACUGUCCACCAAGUAUAGUUUUAUCUCGGAGCUAUCGCGCGGACAAUUCUCUGCGGUUGUGAAGGGAGUGGAUAAGAGUACGGAUCGCGUGAUUGUUGCCAAGAUCUUGGAAUUAAAUGCCGAGACGGAAAAACAAGUGAACCAAGAAUACGAAGUAUUAUGUUCAUUGCGACACGAACGGAUAGCCAUGCUGGAGGCUGCGUACAAAGCAUCCAACUCCCCUGUAGCAGUGUUUAUCAUGGAGAAACUUCAGGGUGCUGAUAUACUCACGUACUUCUCUAGUCGGCACGAGUAUACAGAAAACUGUGUAGCGAAUGCUAUUACGCAGAUUCUCGAUGGUCUGCAGUAUCUUCAUUGGCGUGGGUACUGUCAUCUAGAUAUUCAGCCGGACAAUGUUGUUAUGUCAUCUGUGAGAUCAGUUCAGGUGAAGUUGGUCGAUAUGGGAUCAGCUCAUAGAGUCAGCAAAUUGGGCACAAUAGUGCCCAAGCAUCUGGGUCAUCCUGAAUACAAAUCGCCCGAACUCUACAACGAUGAACUUGUCUACCCGCAAACGGACAUUUGGAUGGUCGGUGUGUUGAUCUAUGUAUUACUAUCUGGAGUUUCUCCAUUCCGUGGUAAGGAUGCGGAUGAGACCAGACAGAAUAUAUCCUUUGUCAGAUAUAGAUUUGAAUAUCUUUACAAAGAGUUGAGCCAAGAAGCCACCAGAUUUCUCAUGUUAAUCUUUAAACGCGCACCAAGCAAAAGACCAUUAGCAGAGGAAUGCCACGAACAUCGAUGGCUACUGCCGACUGAGUUUAUGAUUAAAAAACGCGAGAGGGCUGUGUUCCUAGGUAACAGAUUGAAGGAAUAUAAUGAAGAAUAUCACGAAGAAAAGUCGAAAAUAGCUUCUGACAGUAAUAGCCUAGGGAGCGAGAGUUUGCUGGGUUCCAAACAAAAACUCAUCAGAUCAACUAGUAUACAAGAAGAACUACGGACCACGUUCUAACGAUGGAAAGCUGCAAUUUUUUAUUUAUAUUUAUACACACACACACACACACAUAUACAUGCGCAGAUGUGUGGCUGUACCACUUUGCGUACAUGCCUAGUCUACAUCCGAACAACGCGGAGGAACGAUGAGAAA
Messenger RNA from Cyphomyrmex costatus, 17163 nucleotides. It is a transcript of the gene Obsc, whose product is annotated as Obscurin. Bases 16 to 17028 code for a protein of 5670 amino acids. The transcript has 36 exons. The record is from RefSeq and is a predicted model, not a curated record. Gene Ontology annotation, molecular function: protein binding; ATP binding; guanyl-nucleotide exchange factor activity. Gene Ontology annotation, biological process: protein phosphorylation. Lineage: Eukaryota; Metazoa; Arthropoda; Insecta; Hymenoptera; Formicidae.